AUGAUAUAUGAUACAAACGUGAACCCUGGCCAUGGAAUAGGCAACAAUCUUGAUUUGGGCAUGACGCUUUUCGACGCCAUCAAGCAUCUAAACGAAUACAACUACAAGUACUCGGUGAUUUACGAUGCUAAGAACUACUAUGAAGCGCCCUUGAUGAUUGAGAUCAAAAACAUGCACAUACGACUCACGUUCAGCAGCAACAUGGACCAGAAAUUGACCUUGAUUGAAAUCUUGAACUUGGAUCAGCUGGCAUUCCUGGAUUUCCCGCUUAGGUUAUCGUACAAGAACCAGCGCUUGAACGAAUUUGAAAAUGUCUCCAACACUUCGAGCAGCAGCAGCAGUGUCAACCAGGAAUUUUCCCCCAUUAGCACGCCGUCGAUGCCCACGAGCUCGUUUUCGGAACACUCGCGUCCUUUGGUAUCCGUGGGGCCGUCGUUCAAGACUAUCUACAACAAAAUCUUUGGCCCGACGUACCCGGGAAAGCUCAAUUUGGACAAGGGCACCUAUACCUUGUCCUAUCCGGGCAUUGCUUUCAAGUUUGAGAUUUUGAAGAGGGACUUGCUUAAAAGACUCGCAGAUAAAAAGGGUGAUGUGAUUGUCGAUGAGUUGUUGAAUUGGGAUGGAGUCGAUGAAAUUGUGUGCUCGUCAAUUGCGUUGUUCAAGGGCAAGUCAUGGGAUGCGUAUAAAGAAGAGCCCGCGCCAGACCAGUCCAAGGAAAUCUUGGUCGAUCUCGACGAGGGAGUCGUACGCUUAAACGAAAAGGAAGUGAUCCAGAUUGGCAAGUCAACCCAACAAGAUAUAGUUCACAUGUUGGGACCGCCCGAUGAGUCGUUCAACAAGUUUGACCUUCGUUUACUGAUACACAACCAACUACCUGAUCAUACUGCAGGAAGUGGUCCAGGUACUGGCACCACUUGUAGUACCAGUAAUGGCGGUAGUAAUACUACCACUAACACUACUUGUUCUACUACUGCCACUUCCACGUUAAGAUCAUGCAAGUUUCACAACUACUACAAAUACGGAAUUGAUAUCUUAUACGACUUGCAAAAGUCCAACUCGUCCACGAACCAAAGUUCGUCAAAAGCUACAGUGACCAAAGUGGUACUCCAUAAUGGCGGUAUCGCCGAGGACUUGAACUUUAUGCGCUGGGGUCGAUGCAACUGGAGAAUCAAAUCGCUGAAGUUCGAGUCGUUUGACUCGUCAACCUAUUUCCACCAGUUGCCUUCUACAGUGAGGGAUUUGGCCCCCGUCUCGUUGAACCGUUACGAGUCGGAGUUUGUUGAUAACGAUUUGGAUAUAAUUGAAGUGCCCAAGAGCAGCAGCAGCAGCAAGCGCGCGUCAGAAGGGAGCGGGAAGAAUGACGAUGACGAUGCAAAGUCAAGGGCCUGGGGCCAGUCAAAGCUUUACGGAUUGGACAGGUGUAUUCUUGAAGUUCUCAAUUCCAAUGCGUGUAUAAGUUCCUUGACGGUGUUUUAG
Molecule: messenger RNA, 1476 nt
Organism: Lodderomyces beijingensis
Lineage: Eukaryota; Fungi; Ascomycota; Pichiomycetes; Serinales; Debaryomycetaceae
Source: the annotation of a GenBank genome assembly